This is a messenger RNA of Cyprinus carpio (common carp), 1554 nucleotides long. RefSeq names its product phospholipid phosphatase related 1 (gene plppr1). Gene Ontology annotation, biological process: phospholipid dephosphorylation; phospholipid metabolic process; signal transduction. NCBI's taxonomy places the organism in Eukaryota, Metazoa, Chordata, Actinopteri, Cypriniformes, Cyprinidae. The record is from RefSeq and is a predicted model, not a curated record. Gene Ontology annotation, molecular function: phosphatidate phosphatase activity.
CGUCUCUGUGUGUAUGUGUGUGUGUUUGUGUGUGUGUGUGAACUCCUUGAGCAUUCACGAGCGCCUCUAAUCACUGAUCUCCAAUCAAACACCAAACCCAGCUACGCAGAAACGCUGCAGAAAACGCAGAUAAUGGAAUACCGGUUUUCCGAAUCUAUGCCCAAAUGAACACUGAUGGAUUAAUUCGGGAAUAAUAUACACAUCCAUCGCACGAUUGCCAACUGUGGAACUUUGACUGAAUCAAUGCAAAAUGGCUUCAGAUAAUACACACCGUAGUUACUCAGUCAUACCAUGCUUCAUAUUUGUGGAGUUGGUGAUCAUGGCCGGGACGGUGCUGCUGGCGUACUACUUUGAAUGCACAGACACGUUUGGGAUCCAUAUCCAGGGUUUCUUCUGUAAUGACGCUGACCUGAUGAAGCCGUACCCCGGGGUGGAGGAGAGCAGCUUCAUCCCUCCUCUCUUCCUCUACUGCGUGGUGGCCGCAGCGCCCACAGCCAUCAUAUUUGUUGUGGAGAUUUCCAUGUAUAUCAUGAAGUCCACUAGAGAAGCCCUCAUAGCCCAGGAGAAAACCAUUGUGACGGGCGAGUGCUGCUAUCUAAACCCUCUCAUCCGCAGAAUCAUUAGGUUUAUUGGUGUCUUUGCGUUUGGCCUGUUUGCCACCGACAUCUUUGUCAAUGCCGGCCAGGUAGCGACUGGCAAUUUGGCGCCGUACUUCCUGAGCGUCUGUAAGCCAAAUUACACCGGCAUGGAUUGUCGCUUCAACCACCAGUUCAUCACCAAAGGAAACAUCUGCACUGGGAACCAGGUGAUGGUGGAGAGAGCCAGGAGGUCCUUCCCAUCCAAAGACGCUUCGCUCAGUGUCUACUCAGCCGUCUACGUUACUAUGUACAUCACGAGCACCAUCAGGACGAAAAGCAGUCGUCUGGCCAAGCCUGUACUUUGUCUGGGAAUCCUGUGCGCUGCUUUCCUCACUGGCCUGAACCGGGUGUCAGAAUACCGCAAUCACUGCUCAGACGUUAUUGCUGGAUUCAUUUUAGGAAGCGCCGUAGCUCUUUUUCUGGGAAUCUGUGUAGUGAACAACUUCAAAGGGAAUCCCUCCAUUCCUACCAAACAGAAGCAGGAAGAUUACCGCGGUCUUCCCUUGAUGACAUUCCCCCGUGUGGAAAGCCCUCUUGAGACGCUCAGCGCACAGAACCAUUCGGCGUCCAUGACUGAAGUCACAUGACUAAGGGGGCAGCACAGAGUUACGUUCGCUUCACCUCAACACUUCUAGGCACAAAAAGGUUUUUUUUUUUUUUUUGUACUGUGGCAUACUGUGAAAAAAAAGAAUAAAGACAGUAUUAUGUUGUAACUAGUUGUACCUAGAAGCAGCUGUUUUGUACAUUUUGUAUAAGAGAGUGCUGUAGCUUUUCCUCAUAAUGUCAACACUGCUUAAUUCAUGUCCAGAUGUCUGCCUUCUUUAUGUUAUACAUUACAAAAAGUAAAUAUAUACAGUCUAUAUAUAAUGUAAUUCAAAUAUUGAUGUUGUUAUGUGGUAUUACAAAAAAUAAUUAU